AUGACCACUCGAACGAUAUACCCAGGUGCCCUACAAAUCCAGAAUGUAGACGAGGACUUGACACAAAUAUCCAGAGUAGAUGGUGAAGGGCAGAGCAAUUCAGAAUCAAAGGCCGUGAACGCUGCACCCACCGUUUAUUAUUCUGCUGCAGGUAGUGGUGUCGCAGAAGUGAAGGUUAUCCUAUCUGGAUUUGUUCUGCACGGAUAUCUUGGGUUGAAAACGCUUGUGGUCAAAACAUUUGCCCUGAUUUUAAGUGUUUCAUCAGGCCUGAGUUUGGGAAAGGAAGGCCCAUACGUCCAUAUUGCUACAUGCGUCGGAAACAUUGCCUGCCGUUUAUUUCCAAAAUAUAACCACAACGAUGGGAAACGUAGGGAAAUGCUCAGUGCAAGUGCAGCGGCUGGUGUCGCGGUUGCGUUUGGCGCCCCCAUCGGCGGUGUUUUGUUCAGUCUUGAGGAAGUCAGCUACUACUUCCCACCAAAAACAUUAUUCAGAACAUUCUUCUGUUGCAUUGUGGCCGCGUUAUCCUUGAAAUUCUUAAAUCCAUAUGGAACAAACAAGAUUGUGCUAUUCGAGGUUCGCUAUGUUACUGAUUGGCAUAUUUUUGAGCUCGUUGCCUUCGUAUUUCUCGGUGUUUGUGGCGGUGUGUACGGCGCUCUCUUCAUCAAAGCCAGCAAGUUUUGGGCUACAACUUUCCGAAAGAAUAAGAUUAUCAAGAACUAUCCAGUUCUCGAACUCAGUUUUGUUGCCCUCGCUACUGGUUUGAUCUCGUACUGGAAUCGAUAUGUUCGGUUGGCUGUCAGCGAGUUACUUUUUGAGCUCGCAAGUCCCUGCACAGGAAGCGAAUCUCAACAUUCUGGGCUGUGUCCUGAGCCAGAUGAGAUUCCAGAGACCAUACUGUAUUUACUGGUCGCUCUUGCCAUCAAAAGUGUUCUCACCGUUAUAACCUUUGGAACCAAAGUCCCUGCCGGAGUUUACGUACCUACUAUGGUUAUUGGUGGUAUCAUGGGACACACUGUUGGUUUAGCCGUUGAAUAUGCCGUCUACAAGUUUCCGAACUCAGCCUUAUUCGAAUCAUGCCCUAUUGGAGGCGCCCCAUCGGCAUGCGUAGUUCCAGGAGUAUACGCAUUGGUUUGCGCCGGCGCUGUAAUGUGUGGUGUCACUCGGCUUUCAGUAACACUUGCAGUCAUUCUAUUUGAAAUGACCGGUAGUCUCGACCAUGUCCUGCCGUUCUCUCUUGCAGUACUUGUGUCUAAAUGGACGGCCGAUGCCAUUGAGCCAUUGAGCAUCUAUGAUCUUCUAACUGCUCUAAACUCAUAUCCCUACCUCGAUACCAAAAUGCGACCUGUUUUCUCUUCUCAACUUGUUGAUAUUACACCCCGAUUAAGGCCCGAACGUUUGAUAGAUAUUACAGAUUCUGUUCUUGUUCCAGCGGAGGAGCUUCGUGAUAAGUUGCGGAUGCUGCAAAACGCCGGAGAAUUAGAUGGUGGUCUUCCGAUUGUCAGGGGUGGCAUCCUUGUGGGGCUCAUUCCAGCACCGGAUUUGGAAUUUGCUCUCGAUAAUCUUCAUUCAGAAGAGGAUGAAUUUUGUCUCAUGGCGCCAAGGGAGGAUUCAUCUGAUAAUAGUUCGGAUGGUGUUUCGGUAAAAGAUCCGACUGACUUCUCGCCCUAUAUUGAUCCGGCACCUGUUGCACUUGAGAGACAUUCGCCUAUGGAAUUAGUCUAUGAAUGCUUCGCAAAGUUGGGUCUCCGAUAUAUGUGCGUGUUGCGAGAUGGACAAUUUGCAGGAGUUGUGCACAAGAAGGCCUUUGUGAAGUAUUUAAUGGAGGUACACGAGGGGAAGGCUCAUUAA
Messenger RNA from Morchella sextelata, 1848 nucleotides. RefSeq lists its product as uncharacterized. The record is from RefSeq and is a predicted model, not a curated record. The coding region runs from base 1 to 1848 and encodes 615 amino acids. NCBI's taxonomy places the organism in Eukaryota, Fungi, Ascomycota, Pezizomycetes, Pezizales, Morchellaceae. Gene Ontology annotation, cellular component: membrane; early endosome; Golgi apparatus. Gene Ontology annotation, molecular function: voltage-gated chloride channel activity. The transcript is spliced from 13 exons. Gene Ontology annotation, biological process: chloride transport; transmembrane transport.